This is a messenger RNA of Stylophora pistillata, 2166 nucleotides long. Its product is annotated as tudor domain-containing protein 7. NCBI's taxonomy places the organism in Eukaryota, Metazoa, Cnidaria, Anthozoa, Scleractinia, Pocilloporidae. The record is from RefSeq and is a predicted model, not a curated record.
AAGAGAAGGUGGAGAUUCUGAGGAAAGGAAGCCAAUUGCUGUAAGGCCUUUUCUGAGACACAGACUCUUGUCAAAAGAUGAAGAGUCACAAAAAAUUCCUGAGAGAGUACAAAUCCCGGAUGAGGAAUUCAUAGAUGUGUUUGUGUGUAAUGUACACAGCACAGACAACAUCUGUGUCAAUCUAUCAGGGGGAGAAUAUGCAGAGAAACUGCUUGCUUUGGAACAGAGUAUGUUGUGCCACUAUGAGGAUUCAACUGCUGAAGAAACAGUUAAAGCUGUUCCUGGAAGCAUCUGUGCAGUAUAUUCACAGGAAAUUCAUUCAGAUGGUCUGUGGUAUAGAGUAAAGGUUCUAAAAGUAAAGGGAGACAAGGUUCUGAUAGAGUACAUGGACUAUGGGGACAAAGGAAUAAUACCAAUAACAAGCUUAUGGAGUAUUCCUUCCAGAUUUUUGGAAUUACCCUUUCAGGCUUGCACUGUCAGCCUCCAUGGACUGCCUAAAACAAAGAAUCCUGAAGUUCUGUUAAAAGUAAAACACAUGACACUCAACAAGGAUAUUGUGGCACAAGUUAUAAAAAGAGAUGGAAAUACAGCAUCAGUAGAACUGUACGACACUUCUUCUGAAGUUGAUAUCAACAUCAACACGAUGUUACAACGGUUGGUCAUUCCGGAUGAGGACAUGGCUCCACUUCUUCCCAAGGUUGGUGAGCAAGUUGAAGCAUUUGUGACUUAUGUUACACCGGAGGGUCACGUGUUUGUACAGAUUCCUGGUGGAGGGACUAUGAGAUUGCACGAACUGAUGGAAGACAUUGCCGAACAUUACUCUGGGAUAACAAAGGCUGCUGAGUUUGUAUCCAGUCCCCACAAAGACAAAAUGUGCUGUGCGCAUUGUUCAGAUGGGGUCUGGUACAGAGCCAUAGUGACAAAUGUAUUUCCCGAGAGAGAGGUUGAAGUACAGUAUGUUGACUUUGGAAACACAGAAGUACUUCCAUUAUCAAGCCUUCGUGAACCAACAAGAGCCAUAAGUCACGUCAACUCUCUUCCAUUCCAGGCAUUAGAAUGCAAGCUGGAAGGAACUGAUAAGACCCAUGUGAGUGAACGUUCUUUAUGCUUUUUGCAGCAGGGUCUGACAGAGGAACAGGCUGAAAUGAUCACCGAGAGAAAUGUAUUUCUUGAGGUUGUUCAGUUGGCAGAUGUUCCUUUAGUGAGGCUUUUUGUUUCCUCCGAGGAUGAGGAAGAUGCCCUAGUAAAUCUAGGGGAGGUGUUGGGAUUAGAGACAGAAGAACAAUCCGAAACAUUCGAUGAAGCAGCUUCUGCUGGAAUUGAUAGCAGUACUUUGGAAUAUCACGAUGAUGACAAAGACAGUGUGACGUCUGAGAGCUCGACGGAAGCCAGCAAGCCAGUAGAAGAUGACAACAUGACGACAUCACUCCUCUCCAAACAAUGGGUGGACAUUUGUAUACUUGAGGCGGAUAACCCCAGCAAGUUUAGGUUUCAGUGCUUGGAGCUCCUGCAGCAGAGUGAAGAACUUGAGGAGAAAAUCCAGCAUUACUAUACAGGUAGAAGCCGAACUCCUCUCAGAGAUAUCAGACCGGGCGUUUUCUGUGCGGUCUAUCAUGUCGAGGAUGACAUGUGGUACAGGGCAGUGAUCAAGGCUCCUUUCUCCCGUCAGCAGACUUGUGUGCGUUUUGCGGAUUAUGGAGACUUUGGUCUUGUGCCAUCGGCCAAUUUACAAGCUUUACCGGACGAGUUCAGAGAGCUUCCGCCAAUGGCUGUUGAAGGCUGCCUGCACGGAGUGGAACCAGUGGGAGAGGACCUAGCACAAUGGUCACAAGAGGCAAUCGACCGGUUUGGAGAGUUGACCACUGACAAGAAGUUAGUGGCAAAACCCAGAGGCGUGGCCAGUCACAGCCGGUUGACAAACGAAGAAACCAAAGUUUCACUUGAACUUUUUGACACUUCAGAAGGGAAUGAAGACGUGCUUAUCGCUGAUGUCUUGAUUAAUGAGGGCUUGGCGAAGAAAAUUAACGAAAGUUAAGUGGGAAAUGAAGUGGAAAAAUGCACGCCUUGAAGGCAGCAUCGUCAUUGGGUGUGCACUUCGUAAGGCGUUUGAGAAAAAAACAGGCACAUUUUGAUACGGCAAGAAAAAUAUUUUACGUUAAAUUCGAG